This is a messenger RNA of Saprolegnia diclina VS20, 1026 nucleotides long. RefSeq lists its product as hypothetical. The record is from RefSeq and is a predicted model, not a curated record. NCBI's taxonomy places the organism in Eukaryota, Oomycota, Saprolegniomycetes, Saprolegniales, Saprolegniaceae. The transcript has a single exon. Bases 46 to 813 code for a protein of 255 amino acids.
CGUCCUUUCGUAUUUGAGCUGCAUUUUCCCUUGCUGUCGCAUACGAUGGGCGACCGACCACCGGUGGACGUGCGUGUCGAGGGCAGCUUUCGCGCCUACUACCAACGCAACAACAAGCAAGGCGGGCACAAGAACCUGCGCUGCUUUCCCAGCUGCAGCAACGGUGUGCACACGCCAUCGGGCUUUUGCGGCAGCCCCGUCAUCGUGCACGUUGCGACGACGACGACGCGCCACGAUGUGCUUGUCUGCGCCGAGUUUUGUCCGCUCGACAGUAGCACGCUCGUGCCCAACGGUCUCUCGCGCCUCCGCGAUAUAAAGACCACCGAGCAGCUCACUCGCCUCGCCUCCAAGAACGCCGCCAGUGCCCAUGCGCCGUGGUAUGUGGCCGACAUGGUAUCGCCUGGCGCAUACAGCCUCAAUAGCCGCAAGCGCGGGUGGCACUAUGGCUGGACAAGCAACCGGCACAUGGCUGACACCAGCCACGUGCUCAGCGUCUAUGUCUUUGAGCGCAACAAGGCGACGCGCGACUGCUGCUUCUGGACGUGCGUCGGCGUCGGGUGGAGCCCUCCGUUUCAACUCUACUGUCGUCGGCGAGCCAAAGCGCGUAUGGAGGUGCUCGCACUGCGCAGCCUCCGUGUGGACAAGCGCGGCGACGACGACAAUAGCAAGGCGCCAUUGCGUACGCGCAAGCGGCACCGCUCCAGUCCAUUGAGCGUACCCGCCGUCGGAUCCAUAGCAAGCGACCAAACGUCUGAAGCCAUGGCCGUUGAUCUGGAGGCACUGCUAAGUGAGAGCGACUUGGACCCCUCGUAAACAAGAGUUGACAGAGGGCUCGCGUAGAAACCUUGUUCGGUAUUUACUGGCGUCGCCCUUUCGGACCUCGACACGAUUGUGUGGAUCUUGUGUCUUGAGGUGAGAGCUUGCCUUCACUACCUGCGGAAGUGGUUCUCGUUUACUGCGGAAACAAGCAGUCGGCCGACAGCUUUUUGGAUACAUGUACUCGAGUUGAACUUGAGUAGUCGACCC